AUGAACACCGUCGAAUCUAGCCACAACAACAACAUCCAAGAGAUGAAGGAAGAGAAUAUGGUCCUUGAGACAGAACGACUCGACGAUCUCGAUGCCACCAAGGCUGAAGCCAAUGGCUUCACUCCCCAGGAUGAGAAGCGCCUUGUCCGCAAACUCGACUUUUGGCUUCUUCCCCUCAUGAUGUUCACCUAUUUCCUGCAAAGCUACGACAAGGGAAUCAUGAGCGCAUCGACACAGUUCGGCUUCAACAGCGACCUGAAGCUGACCAGAAUCAUCGGCUACGAAGCAGAUGGGACGGCAAUCACGAACAAUCAGAAAUAUUCGAAUGCAUCAAUGAUUUUCUACAUUGGCUACCUGGUCGGCACCUACCCUAUGAUGUACCUAUCUCAACAUUAUCCUACAUCACGAGUCAUUGCUGGCGCAACAUUCCUUUGGGCUGCCGUCGUCAUGUCCACAGCCGGAUGCCACAACUAUGCUGGCAUCAUGGUCAACCGAUUCUUCCUCGGCUUCUUGGAGUCUACUGUCGCGCCAGCGUUCACGGUGCUUGUAACCUUCUGGUGGACCCGAGAGGAACAAGCCCUGCGAACGAGUCUCUGGUACUGUUGCGUCGGGGUGGCCACUACUCUUUCACCGCUGAUCAACUAUGGACUUGGACAAAUUCAUAGCUCGCUGAAGGCUUGGAAGCCAAUCUUCCUAAUCCUCGGCGUAAUCACGGUCUGCUGGUCAUUCGUACUUCUCUUCACCCUUCCCGAUAAUCCUUUGACUACCAAGCGGCUCAACGAGGUGGAGAGGAAGAUCGUCAUCAGCCGUCUGGAGCGAAACAAUGCCGGCACAGUCACACGAGAAUUCAACAAGGCUCAAUUCUUCGAGGCCUUCCGCGACUACAAGCUGUACAGCUGCACUCUGAUCAUUCUCCUAACUGGUGUCCCUUCUGGAGCGAUUGGCACAUUUGGCACUGUUGUCAUCAACGGCUUUGGCUUUUCUCACUUUGACUCCCUGGCACUGACCUGCCCAAUUGGUGCAAUCACGGCUCUGAGUAUCCUGUCGAUCGGCUAUGUGACGCGUAAAUGGAACAAUCUACGCUAUCUGUGCAUCAUCGUAUGCGCUCUGAUUUCCAUUGCCGGUACAGUGAUCGCUUGGACCGGUCCUCGAAGCAACCGAGGUCUCUUGUUCGCUGGCGUCUUCCUUAUUGCCGUUCAGGUUGCUGCGGGUGGUUUAGCUGUUUCCUUGGCAGCCUCAAACAUGGCUGGACAUACCAAAAAAGCUACUGUCAGUGCCACUACGUUUGUAGGUUAUUGCGUGGGCAAUGUGAUCGGGCCGGAGAUCUUCGGUGCAUCCCCGGGGCCUGUCUAUCACGCCGGGUUCAUGGGCAGCUGUAUCUGCCUGUGCUGUGUGGUGGUGAUUGCAGCCGUGACUUGGGUGUUACUGAGGAGAGAAAAUGCGAAGCGCAAUAGGGCCACGGGUGGGACUGUUCACUUGCACGGAGUCGACGAGGAUCUUUCGGAUCUUCAGACCAAGGACUUCAGAUACGUUUUGUAG
Exophiala viscosa is the source of this 1539-nucleotide messenger RNA. RefSeq names its product major facilitator superfamily domain-containing protein. Gene Ontology annotation, cellular component: membrane. Bases 1 to 1539 code for a protein of 512 amino acids. The transcript is spliced from 3 exons. The record is from RefSeq and is a predicted model, not a curated record. Lineage: Eukaryota; Fungi; Ascomycota; Eurotiomycetes; Chaetothyriales; Herpotrichiellaceae. Gene Ontology annotation, molecular function: transmembrane transporter activity. Gene Ontology annotation, biological process: transmembrane transport.